GUAGUUAGGAGCACCACGAUGGCACGCCCAGUAGCGAAAUUGUUUUUCGAGGUUGGCAAGUGGAAGUUUGAGUCCGAGAUAAUCUUCAGCAAUGUAUUUUUAAUCCAGAGAUGACAGACACACAGCCGGAGGAGGAGGAUGACGGAGGGGGAAGUACAAUUGGAGUGGUAAUGCCGACCAGAGACACAUGGUCGAAAAAAGUAGAAUUUAUUCUUGCUGUCGUCGGUUUCGCCGUGGACCUUGGAAACGUCUGGCGGUUUCCUUAUAUCUGUUAUCAGAAUGGCGGAGGUGCAUUCCUCAUCCCGUACUUCACCAUGUACCUGUUCGGAGGACUUCCCCUCUUCUUCAUGGAGCUCGCCCUCGGCCAGUUCCACCGCUCCGGCUGUCUCACAAUCUGGAAGAGGAUAUGCCCCGCGCUCAAGGGAGUCGGCUAUGCUAUCUGCAUUUUGGACGUUUACAUGGGGAUGUACUACAACACAAUCAUCGGUUGGGCCGUUUACUACUUAGUGGCAAGUUUUAGAUCGGAACUACCAUGGACUUCGUGCAACAACAAAUGGAACACGCCCAAUUGUACUCCAAUCUUAAACAUAUCUCAUUCCAACUACUCUGUCAGUCCAGCGAGGGAGUUUUUCGAGAGGAGGGUUUUAGAACAAUACAAAUCAGAAGGUUUCGAGAGGAUGGGGCCCAUCAAGUGGUCUCUAGCUUUAUGCGUAUUGGCCGUCUUCCUCCUUGUUUAUUUUUCAUUGUGGAAAGGAGUUAAGUCUACAGGAAAAGCAGUCUGGGUGACGGCGUUGCUUCCUUACAUUGUUCUGAUGAUCCUCCUAGUCCGUGGCGCAUCGCUGCCAGGGGCUGACAGAGGCAUCACUUACUACCUCACGCCUCAAUGGCAUAAACUCUCGGAUACAAGGGUUUGGAUCGACGCAGCCUCGCAGAUAUUUUUUUCUCUCGGCCCAGGGUUCGGUACUCUGCUCGCCCUCUCCAGCUACAACAAGUUCCACAACAAUUGCUACAGAGACGCCAUCCUCACGUCGACCAUCAACUGCCUCACAUCUUUGCUAGCCGGAUUUGUAAUUUUUUCGGUCCUCGGGUACAUGGCUUACGUCCAAAACACGACAGUCGACAAGGUCGGACUCGAAGGUCCAGGUCUUGUCUUCAUCGUGUAUCCAGAAGCUAUUGCCACCAUGACCGGCAGCGUUUUCUGGUCAAUAAUCUUUUUCUUAAUGCUCAUUACUUUAGGAUUGGACAGCACCUUUGGUGGGAUGGAAGCUAUGAUUACAGCACUGUGCGACGAGUAUCCCAGAUUGCUCGGGAGGAAUAGAGAGUUGUUCGUCGCAGUUCUGCUCAUCGGCGUCUACAUCUGUGCCCUGCCCACUACGACAUACGGUGGUGUCUAUUUAGUCGAUUUCUUGAACGUGUUCGGCCCAGGGCUUGCGAUAUUGUUCGUCGUGUUCGUCGAAGCGGCGGGAGUCUGUUGGAUCUACGGGGUGGACAGGUUUUCAUCCGACAUUGAGCUGAUGCUGGGCCACAAGCCGGGCCUCUUCUGGAGACUGUGUUGGGCGUACAUCAGCCCGAUAUUCCUAUUGGUGAUCUUUGUAGCGUCGCUCGUCAGCUACAAGGAAAUGCUUCCCCACGAAUAUCCUCCUUGGAGUACUGCCGUGGGAUGGUUGCUGACAGCGUCUUCCUUAAUCACAAUACCUAUCUAUAUUGUCUACAUAUUUCUGAAGACGAAAGGUUCAUUUGUAGAGAGAGUCAAGAUCAUCCUUAAACCAGAAGAAGACACGGAGGUGAUACGAGCCAACUACGGCACCGACGGUACACACGUAUGACUUGAAUGGCUGGUGUAAUUUGCUCAUCGAAAAGGAACGAAGCGGAACGGAAAGUGUGUCGUGAGAGGUGGAGGGUAAGCGAUCAGCCAUCUGAGAGGUUUUCGAUCAGCGAGGUGGAGGUCGGAACUGGGCGAACAUGCAGCAAGGGUUGUCGCUCCGCACACCCCUCCGAACCCCGGCCCCGCCUCGUUGACGCUAAUUAUUCGCUUACACCCCCGUUUUUGAGAAACUACCGUAUAUAUUUAAGUGACUGUAGAUCAAAACAUUAAGCUAGUACCGACGAUGAUUUCAAAAAGGGCCCUUUUAUUUAAAAAGAAAAAAAAUGAAAGGCUCUUAUCAAAGUCGAUUUUUAAACUGAAAUGGAACGUAUUUAAAAUAAUGUUUGGUGUAGCUUUACGAAUUAGUGUGGACUAGCCACAAGCUUGGGGACCCGACAGCCACGGGGCUCCCACUAUCGUGCGCACACUCAAGGCAAUUGUUUCAUUACAUUAAAAAAUAUUUAUAAUGAAAAAACUAUAUGUCUAAGUCUAAAAGAAUUUAUAACUAUACUUAAUGUAAGGAAUAUGUGUAAAUGUCGUAGAGAGAUGACUCGAGUAACCAAUCUUAGCUCUAAGACAGUGUUAAGACUGGGCCUGUGCCUAGAGGAAAGCGGCCCCAGCCAUUGCCGCUCUCCGCACACUCUCAAAGACAAUAUUAUAAUCAUUAAAUCAAUUGUUACCUUGUUAUCUACAAUAAAUGUU
Molecule: messenger RNA, 2566 nt
Organism: Cimex lectularius (bed bug)
Lineage: Eukaryota; Metazoa; Arthropoda; Insecta; Hemiptera; Cimicidae
Product: sodium-dependent serotonin transporter
Exons: 12
Coding region: 111-1826 (571 amino acids)
Biological process (GO): sodium ion transmembrane transport; serotonin uptake
Cellular component (GO): neuron projection; membrane
Molecular function (GO): serotonin:sodium:chloride symporter activity; serotonin binding
Source: RefSeq, a predicted model, not a curated record